CAAGCCAAGCCAUAUAUCCCACAAAACCUUUCAUUUUCUUCACUAAUCUGUGCAUAUAAAUUAUAAUCCAAUGUGUUCAUUGAAUUUAUACAAAUAAAUCAGUCUUGCAAAAAUAUAUCCAAAACAUGGACAAAUUCCUAUUGUUCUCCUUUCUUGGUAUGCUGAUAGUUGUUCAUCAUGGAGUUGCAGGAAACGUGGGGAUUGACGACAUCGGCAUGCUUGAAGAACUAGAUCAAAUUUGCUGGGAAAUGGAAGAAGAGAAUGAGAUGGAAUCUUCCCCAAUAUCUUCAUGGACCAGUGACCGAGGUUCCAAGGUUCUUGUGAAUGUGGAUAGCUUUGGUGCGGUUGGAGAUGGAGUUUCUGAUGACACCCAGGCUUUCCAAAAAGCGUGGGACAUUGCAUGCUCUACGCCAGGAUCAGUAUUUUUGGUGCCCCAAGGACGAACAUAUCUAGUUAAUGCGACAAGAUUUCAAGGGCCAUGCUCAGACAGAUUAGUUAUUCAGAUUGAUGGAACAAUAAGAGCACCAGCUGAGCCAAAAGACUGGGAUCCAAAGUUCCCACGAACAUGGCUUGAGUUUUACCAACUAAAUGGAGUUCUUUUCCAAGGAGGUGGAGUUAUUGAUGGCUCAGGUAGCAAAUGGUGGGCAUCAUCUUGCAAAAAGAACAAAUCAAACAUUUUACAGCCAUGCAGAGGCGCACCAACAGCACUAACGAUAGAUUCAAGCUCAGCUGUACAGAUAAAGGGCCUUACUAUCCAGAACAGCCAACAGAUGCAUUUUGUUAUUUCUCGGUCUGAUUCCAUACGAGUUUUGGGAGUACUAAUCUCGGCUCCAGGAGACAGUCCAAACACCGAUGGAAUCCAUAUCAGUGCAUCAACUGAUGUUUCUCUCCAAGACUGCAAAAUUGGAACAGGGGAUGACUGCAUCUCAAUUGUGAAUGCUAGCACUGGAAUCAAGAUGAAGAGGAUCUACUGUGGACCAGGACAUGGAAUCAGCAUUGGAAGCCUUGGGAAAGACAACUCUACCGGUAUAGUCUCGAAGGUCGUCGUGGAUACAGCAUUCCUUCAGGAGACUACCAAUGGCCUUAGGAUUAAAACUUGGCAGGGAGGUUCUGGUUAUGUUCGCGGAGUUCGUUUCCAAAAUGUGAGGAUGGAAGAUGUGUCAAAUCCCAUCAUUAUUGAUCAGUUCUACUGCGAUUCUCCAACCGCUUGUCAAAACCAGACGUCCGCUGUAAAUAUAAGCCAGAUUGUCUACCGGAACAUUAGAGGGACAACAAAGAGUGCAAAGGCCAUGAAAUUUGCUUGCAGUGACACAGUUCCAUGCAGAAACAUUGUCCUUAGCAACAUCAACUUAGAGAAGAAAGAUGGCACAGUAGAGACCUACUGCAACUCUGCCGAAGGCUUUGGCUACGGAGUUGUACAACCUUCGGCUGACUGCCUAUCUUCCCGUGACAAGGAAUACGUCUUUAUCAAUCAGCAAGAAGAUGUUCAAGUUGCGGAAACCAGCAGAUCAUCUUCAGAGGAUCAUGACAUUGUUCACACUGAGCUCUGAUCGCUUGGAUCCCUAAAUUAUAUAGGAUUUAAAUAACGACGUACAACCAUAGCAUAUACCAAAACCACGUAAAUAUUCAUAUAUAGUUAUGGUAUCGAAAACUGUGAGCGAAACUACUUCAGAAAAAAAAAUAGAAAGAAUUUGUUUUAUAAA
Molecule: messenger RNA, 1703 nt
Organism: Carya illinoinensis
Lineage: Eukaryota; Viridiplantae; Streptophyta; Magnoliopsida; Fagales; Juglandaceae
Product: probable polygalacturonase At1g80170
Exons: 9
Coding region: 126-1550 (474 amino acids)
Biological process (GO): carbohydrate metabolic process
Molecular function (GO): polygalacturonase activity
Source: RefSeq, a predicted model, not a curated record